This is a messenger RNA of Cuscuta campestris, 1713 nucleotides long. The record is from the annotation of a GenBank genome assembly. NCBI's taxonomy places the organism in Eukaryota, Viridiplantae, Streptophyta, Magnoliopsida, Solanales, Convolvulaceae.
GCCAAAAACCAUGACCCACAACCAGCCAUAUAUCCUGCCCAUAUUCCCCUUACAAUAUCCCAAACCCAUAAAUCCAAAAUCACAUUAUUCCCUUCCCCUUCCCCUUCACCCUUGGCCAAGAAUCCCUGCCCACAAUCCAUGUCACAGCCCCCACAAUUGUUCCCCAUUAUACUCUCCAUUAUGUGUAAGGAAACAAGCUGCAAACAAACAAAACAUAUUGGCCCCACCUUGGCAGCCACCCAACUCACCUUUGCUCCCCAUAAACUACCUAUUACAUCCCUCCAAAAUAGCCAACCCACUCACCCCUUUUUUUUUUCAUGGGCAAGGACAAGAGCAGGGCUGCCACCUCCAGGAAAUCAAAGUCCAAAUCCCGGGCGCCUACGACAUCCACGGAGGAACGCCUCUACUAUGGCUACGGAUCGUACCUCUGGUUCGAUUCCGAGGAGGAGCGCACCCGCUUUUUCACUUUCUUCUCUAAACGGGUCGUGGCUCCUCCACGGAUCAUCCCGGAGCGCUACCCGGAGUUGCAGGGCUACGACGACCUCGACGCGCAGCUUCAUCAAGCCGGCCUUUGGCCAUUCGUCUCCUGGGCUUGGAAGGAGAUCAACCCGGCGCUGAUUCGGGUCUUCUACUCCAACCUCCGGCGUGAGGGCGACGUGCUCUACUCUCUUGUCAAGAGCACGCCGAUAGAACUUUCCGUUGAGCAGCUUGGGCGCAUCGCCGGCCUCCCCUACCAAGGCGACGACGUCUCCCACUAUGGCGGAGAGGACUGGGUGCUCAACAACGAGGGCCUUAUCCUCAACAAGCUUGGCGUCACCGAGCUCAUCCGCCAUGCCUCGAGCCGCCCCACCAUCCACUCCGCUAACCCCGAAGGCCGUCUUCUUCUCUACAUCGUGUCCCGAAUCAUCAAGCCCCGGAAGCAUGGCCACACAAUCAUGUUCGGUGAGGACCUCAAACUGAUCCAUGCGAUCAUGCACUCGGCCCCAAUCAAUUGGGCAAAGUUUGUCAUGAUCAACAUGACGAUUGCCGCGUCCACCGACCACGACCACCUCCUCCCGUACCCGUUCGUGGUGAUGGACAUCCUUGAACGGUUCAAGGUGACCACCACCGUUGGCCCACUCACAAAGGCCACGAAGAUUUGGGCGAUCAGCACCCAAACCUUCAAGAAGGGGUCGGACAAUGCCGGACCUGCCACUGCCGUGCCACGGCCCCGUUCUGCUGCUGGCCCAGCCGAACCCCAGGCCCGGGCCAACCUUGCCUCCAUUGCUGACUCCCUCAACCGGCUGCACUUCAAAGUUGAUGGGAUGGAUGGCUACCUUGAGAAGCUUGACGAGGCGGUCCAACACCAAGGGUACGCCAUGAACGCGUACUUCCAACGCGUUAACUACGUCCCCCCACCGUACCAUGGCACGUUCUUUAGGAAAGUGUAUGGUGACGAGGACGAAGACGAUGCCUCCUACGACCCGUCAAGCUCCCCGGACGAGGACGAGUUCGACGAUGCCGUUGAUGGUGAUGAGAUGGACGUCGACGACGACGACGAGGAAACCGAAGACAAAGACUAGGACGCCCCUAGAUUUUCUAUCUCUUUUAUUUUAAUUAUCCUGUUUCUUUAAUGCUUCCGUUGUACUCCGCUAUUUCCCUUUUUCAAAAAAUAAAAGUUAUCCUUUAUCUUUUUCUUAAUGUCAAAAGGGGGAAGAAAAGGGUUAUGCAUAC